AUGGCCGGUGGUACCAGGAACAGGAGGCAUCCCAAGGCCGCAGGCCACGCCGUCGCCGAAGCUGUUGAAGCCCCCCUCGCCGGCCGCUCACUGGUAGCCGACCCAGAUGGGGUUUCACCGGCAGCCAAGGGCACUGAACUGCCGGUGCCGGAGAAGAAGGUUGAUGCGGAGGCGGAGGCGAAGAAGCUGAAGGAGCUCAAUGCCAUGCUCCUCAAGGAGGUCAUGCCGCGGCGUGGGCAGGUGGCCACGCUCAGCGCGCGCGUCGAGGAGCUCUCCAUCGCCUCGGUGACCGGGGACGAGCUGGACGCGGAGACGCGCGCCUCCGUCGCGCAGGACAAGCCGCUCGAGCAAGCCGAUGAGACAGAGGUCGCUCGGGAGGCCGAGGAUGUGGCCGCCGCGUCCAAGAAGGUCACCGCCUCUGUCGUCAAACCGGGGGCGGAGAAGAAAGUGGUGAAGAAGAAGAAGGCCCCGGCCUGCUCAGUCCAGGCACGCAACGCGGCGGAGGCAGAUCAGAAGAUCUCGUUGGCGGCGGCGGAUGCGCCGGCUGAUGAGCAAGGCGUCAUGGCGGGCCCAGUGCCUGGAGGGCGUCCCAGGAGGAACCGGAAGGCUAACUCCAUGUAUCCUUCGGAUACUUGGGCCCGCUAG
Triticum turgidum subsp. durum (durum wheat) is the source of this 645-nucleotide messenger RNA. The record is from the annotation of a GenBank genome assembly. Lineage: Eukaryota; Viridiplantae; Streptophyta; Magnoliopsida; Poales; Poaceae.